Molecule: messenger RNA, 1836 nt
Organism: Prorocentrum cordatum
Lineage: Eukaryota; Dinophyceae; Prorocentrales; Prorocentraceae
Source: the annotation of a GenBank genome assembly
AUGACGACAGCCGACGACCACCGGGAAGAAGACGGCGGCACCGACCAGCACUACACAAGUUGGCAGAAUAAGGAGCAGCAGAUCGCCGAGCAGACCUUCUUCGUCAACGACGCGAUGAUGACGGAUACGAUGAACGUAAUGAUGGCUACGAAGGACGAGUUGCUGGCCCAUCAUCAUAGCGCUCUGGAGGCCCCCCAAGGACACGCUCGGGAUAUCCCGGGGCCUCCAAUGGAUCAAAAGGGGGCUCCAAGCGAGAUAACCUUCGACCAGUUCAAGAGCGACCCGAAUCAGAGCGAGAUAAGUUUCGACCAGUCUGAGAGCGACCCGAAGCAGCGCGAGAUCAACUUCAGCACCUACGAGAAGGAUCCGAGCCACUCCGAGCUAAACUUCAGGAUGCUUCAGGAGAGCCCGAACGGAAAGCAGAUCAAGACCAAUGUCGGGGAAACGACCGGAAACCAGAUCAGCAGCAGCAAGCAAGGCGAACAACACGAGUACGAUUCGAAACAAGAGAAAGUUUGGGCCAAUAUAAGAUUCCCCGCACGCAGCCAAGAUCGGUUCAAGCAGUCUCAGGAGACCAGCAUUUUGUUCCAUAUCCGGGUGCCUCUCAGCGCGCUGGCAUGGGUUCACAGCUGUGGCGUUCUCAAUGUGGAUACCAAGAAGCACUACAACACGGCAGCGCUGGUGCGUUGGAAGCAGGUGUUCAAGUUAGUGUUCACGGUGAUCGCAAUGACCAGGCACCCGGCAGUGGCGAUCUGGAGGCAUGGCACGGAGGAGAUCCUGGAGAGUCGCCAGCACCGCGUGGAGCUGCAGGAAGAGAUGCAGAGCCACGGGUUGGAGUGCCAAGGUAUGGGCUGCCGGGAGAUGCGAGUGCUUCCCAACGAGCAGCGGACCAAGAACGGACAAGACCGACGGGGAGCUCGAGCACCAGAUCCGGAGCAUCGAGGCUUAGCCAAGAAAAGCAAGGCGGAUCUCAUCCAGCUGGCCAAGAAGCGCAACAUCAAGGUAUCCGGGAGUAUGAUCAAGGACAACAUCGCGCGCUUGCUGCUGGGACAGAUUCCGAAGGCUGUCAAGAGGGAGGAGAUCAAGGGCGAGGCGCCGCCGUAUACGACCUCGAAGGAUGCUUCUGCGACCAGUAUCCUACCCGAGCUCCGGAAGGGGCAUCUCGCAACGCCAGCGAGAUCACUUCCCUCGGAAGGUGCGAAGGCAGCCAGGGUGAAGCGUGAGAUGGGGCCUGGACAGAUCAAGCGCUACAUGGACAUGAUCAAGAAGGCUGUCGGGUUCCUCGCGUGGCAGGCCAUGUUCGUCGGCACGUUUCUGGUGAGGCCGCUAUUCUUAGAAGGCAAUGCUCUCGUCCAGGACCUCUGUGACGCGUGCAACGUCAAGACCGACUUAAGCUACGACCUCAUGCAGAUCUUCGCGGGAGAAGCUGUUAUACCCGAGGAGUUCUGCAGGAGGGGGAUCAGGGUAUACGAGCCGGAGCUCGCGAAGGCAGUUCUGCAGGCUUACCAGCACAACAACCACAACUACACGUCGACGUACGGCGUCUACGCGACAGGAGACCUCAUGGACCUGAUGGGCGGAGAAUCCGACGAGUUGUUCUAUUGCGAGAACGCGGGCGAUUUCACGGAGCUGCCGGCGCAGUUACCAGACGGGCCUGAUUGGAGUCGAGUUGGACGACGAAGGGUCGUAGACCUCGAGUCCGGCAUGGCAUUGCAGGACUUCGAGAAGGCCGACAUCAUCCCAGAUUUGACCAAGCCGAAGUUGAACCGCGCCGCCAAGCUGAAGAUUCAGAUGCGGUACACACCCGAGCCUGUCGCGGACGACAUUGGAGCUAAC